AUUCUGUGCCUGGCCCUCCCCAGGGAGGCUUUAGGGCCAGCCCAGUCAGGAUUUCUCCCAACAAAACAAAUCCCGAGGUUUGUGCCACACAGGGAGGGGAGUUUGGAGCGCCAGAGCCGCCUCCUUGGCUGAGGAGCUGUGCAGAUAAGAUUUAUUAGGUGUGGGAUGGGAUCAAACAGUUCCCAGAUAAUCCUUGAAACAGCAAAUCUCAACCACAGGGCUUUGUCUCUGCCCUUAAAUCAAACCUGGCUGGGCAGAUACUGUGUAUUAUUUUUAGGAAAUUUUCUCUCUUUUAGGAAAUGUGGCAUUCCACCAGUUUUAAGCUCUGUGUGUGUGCGAAGCUCUGCUCAUCCGUGGAUUGUUUUUGUGGGGCUCCUGAGCUCUGUGCUUCCCAAGCCAUGAACUUGAUUUUCCCACUCUUGCACAGCCUCAAUUGCAUUUCAGUUUAAAAACCUGCUGAAGGCUCCAUGGGAGAUUUGGGGAUUGUCAGCCCAAAAUGUGGGAGAAUCAUGCUCUGUAUUCCUAUGAUGCAUUUGCCAGCACAGAGCAUAAAAUGCAGGGAAAGUAAUGAAGUGUUGGAGGAAGCAAAGCAUUCGGGACAAUUUUGGAAAGAAAGAGCGGUGAACAAACAACUCGAGUUGUGUUUGAGAGCCGGGGUGGGAACUGUGCAGGGCCCUGAGGAUGCCAGGAGGGAAAAGGUGAAGCCAGAGCAGCUCCCGGUGUCACCUGAGCAGAGUCAGAGCUCCGAGUGGCUUUGGCUCUGUUCUGUGUCACCCCGGGCACACCGGGCUGAGGAACUCUGGGCCCUUUUAUCUCCCUUCCAACCAAAACCCCGAGAGCUGGCGGUGCCCCAGGGCUGGAGCUGCCCCCUGGCACCGCCCUGGGCACCGCGUGUGUUGUUUCAGUGCAAUGCCAACCCCUGCUUCCCGAAAGUGCAGUGCAUUAACACCAGCCCCGGCUUCCGCUGCGACCCCUGCCCGCCCGGCUUCACGGGGCAGCUGCUGGAGGGGGUGGGACUGGCCUUUGCCAGGGCCAACAAGCAGGUGUGCACCGACAUCAACGAGUGUGAGACUGGAGCUGCCACCAAUUGUGUCCCCAACUCCAUCUGCAUCAACACUCGGGUAAAUCCUCGGGGAU
Zonotrichia albicollis (white-throated sparrow) is the source of this 1137-nucleotide messenger RNA. The record is from RefSeq and is a predicted model, not a curated record. NCBI's taxonomy places the organism in Eukaryota, Metazoa, Chordata, Aves, Passeriformes, Passerellidae.